Carica papaya (papaya) is the source of this 1102-nucleotide messenger RNA. Its product is annotated as reticulon-like protein B14. NCBI's taxonomy places the organism in Eukaryota, Viridiplantae, Streptophyta, Magnoliopsida, Brassicales, Caricaceae. The record is from RefSeq and is a predicted model, not a curated record. Gene Ontology annotation, biological process: response to bacterium.
GAGAAUCAAUCUUGCUACAGUGAUAAAGUCAAAAUUGAAAUUUAAGGGAGAAAAAAAAAAAAAAGAAAGUGAGAGAAAAAAUCAUGGCAUGUACAGAGGAGUAUCUUCAUGAAUUUCUUGGAGGUGGAUAUGGUAAGGACACUUGCUGAUAUAUGUUUGUGGAGGAACCAAAACAUUUCUCUUUCAAUGCUAAUUGGGUCAACAGUAAUUUGGUUUCUUCUUGAAGUUGUGGAAUGCUAUUUUAUCCCCCUUGUUUGCUACGUCCUCAUUCUCAUGAUGAUUAUGCUCUUCUUAUGGUCUAAUGGAGCAGGGAUAUUCAAUAGCAUGAAGGGUCCUCCUGGUUUUGAUGAAAUCAAGCUAUCUGAAUCAACUUGUGAGUACGUUUUCUCAAAGAUCAACUGGGUUAUGGCUAAAUUAUAUCACAAUGCAUGCUCAAAUGAUUUGAAACCUCUCCUUCUAACAACUGCUAGCCUCUGGAUUUUCAGUUAUGAGCAGUUGUUUCAGCUCCUUGACCUUCAUAUAUAUUGUAUUUCUCUGCUUUGGGACACUACCGAUAGUCUAUAUGCGGUACAAAGGAGCAGUAAACUAUUUUCUCAGCAAAAGCAACGAAGAGAUAGAGAAUUGUUUUCAGAUGGUCAAAUCUAACAUUCUUGACAAGAUUCCACGAGUAAAAGAGAAAUCAAUAUAACCUUGCAAGGGAAUAUUUUCGAAGAGAAACAAAUAUAGAAAAGAUAUUCAAGAAAAAAAAAAAAUUCAUCAGUACUAUCAGUGUUAAUGUCUCAGUAAUUAUCCUUACACAUUAAUAUUUAAACAUAUAUAUACAUAUAUAUAUGAACUCAGAAAGUCGUGGACUUUGUAUACAUCUAACUAUUAAUCAUUAUGGAUGAAUUUAUUCCAUAGCACCUUGCUUUUCUCAGUAUCUCUAGAUGAUGGGAAAGAACUAGCCACGCCUUGUUUAGGGUUAAUACAUGAUGACUAGAAGAUAGAGUAUUCCUCCUAAAGGAGCAUUUAUACAUAUUGUAAGAUGCAACCAUUUCUGGACAGGAAGCAACAAAAAGUUUCUGAAACUUCAGGGGAUCAUAUCGGUUUUGUCGCCUACAAU